This is a messenger RNA of Zingiber officinale, 422 nucleotides long. RefSeq names its product non-specific lipid-transfer protein 2P-like. Lineage: Eukaryota; Viridiplantae; Streptophyta; Magnoliopsida; Zingiberales; Zingiberaceae. The record is from RefSeq and is a predicted model, not a curated record. Bases 36 to 317 code for a protein of 93 amino acids. The transcript has a single exon. Gene Ontology annotation, biological process: lipid transport.
CAUAGCCACCUUGUUUCUGCUAGUUAGUGAUCGAGAUGAAGUCCUCCGUCCUGCUCAUGCUCUUGGUCGCUGUCCUCGUGCUGCUCGCCGGAGCUCCGGCCGCAGUGGAGUCCGCGACAUGUGACGUGUCGCAGUUGUCUUCCUGUGCCAGCGCGAUCUUGAUCUCGACGCCGCCCACCAGCGAGUGCUGCUCCGCGCUCAAGUCGCAGAGUUCUUGCUUCUGCCAGCUCAUGCAGAACCCCAGCUUUGCAGGAUUCAUCAGCCGAGGGCGCGAGGUGGCCGCUACCUGCGGCGUCUCCAUUCCCGCCUGCAAUUAAUUAGUACCGCAAGAGUCGUCAUUUAAUUUAUAGCUAGUUACUGAACACAAAUAAUAAUGAAUAAGAAUGGCACUGCGCUGGUCAUCAACGCGUGGCUGGCUAAUC